This is a messenger RNA of Leptonychotes weddellii (Weddell seal), 2335 nucleotides long. NCBI's taxonomy places the organism in Eukaryota, Metazoa, Chordata, Mammalia, Carnivora, Phocidae. The record is from RefSeq and is a predicted model, not a curated record.
UCAUGAACGUGCCUCGGCCGGCUGGAGGCGAGUUCGGAUAUGACAAGGACACGUCCUUGCUCAAGGAGAUCAGGAACAGGUGUGCCCUCCGAUGACCCACCUGUGUGAGAAAAUCAUGUCCACGCUGCCUUCCUGGAGGAAGCUCAACGGGCCCAACCAGCUCAUGUCGCUGCAGCAGUUCGUGUACGACGUGCAAGACCAGCUGAACCCACUGGCCAGAGAGGGCGACCUCAGGCGCAUAGCCCAGCAGCUGCACAGUGCUGGCGAGAUCAACAUCAUGCAGAGUGAAACGGUCCAGGACGUGUUACUCCUGGACCCCCGCUGGCUCUGCACCAACGUCCUGGGGAAGCUGCUCUCCGUGGAGACCCCGCGGGCCCUGCACCACUACCGGGGCCGCUACACCGUGGAAGACGUCCAGCGCCUGGUGCCCGACAGUGACGUGGAGGAGCUGCUGCAGAUCCUCGACGCCAUGGACAUCUGCGCCCGGGACCUGAGCAGCGGGACCAUGGUGGACAUCCCUGCCCUGAUCAAGACAGACAACCUCCACCGCUCCUGGACGGAUGAGGAGGACGAGGGGAGGGUCUAUGGUGGCGUGCGCAUCGUCCCCGUGGAGUACCUCACCCCCUUCCCGUGCGGCAUCUUUCACAAGGUCCAGGUGAACCUCUGCCGAUGGAUCCACCAGCAGAGCACUGAGGGCGACGCAGACAUCCGCCUGUGGGUGAACGGCUGCAAGAUUGCCAACCGUGGGGCCGAGCUGCUGGUGCUUCUCGUCAACCACGGCCAGGGCAUUGAGGUGCAGGUGCGAGGGCUGGAGACGGAAAAGAUCAAGUGCUGCCUCCUGCUGGACUCCGUGUGCAGCACCAUGGAGAACGUCAUGGCCACCACGCUCCCGGGGCUGCUGACGGUGAAGCAUUACCUGAGCCCCCAGCAGCUGCGGGAGCACCAUGAGCCCGUCAUGAUCUACCAGCCGCGGGACUUCUUCCGGGCGCAGACCCUGAAGGAGACCUCACUGACGAACACCAUGGGUGGGUACAAGGAGAGCUUCAGCAGCAUCAUGUGCUUUGGGUGUCAUGACGUGUACUCACAGGCCAGCCUAGGGAUGGACAUCCACGCCUCAGAUCUGAACCUCCUGACCCGGAGGAAGCUAUGUCGUCUCCUGGACCCCCCCGAUCCCAUGGGAAAGGACUGGUGCCUUCUCGCCAUGAACUUGGGUCUCCCCGACCUUGUGGCGAAGUACAACACCAAUAACGGGGCUCCCAAGGAGUUCCUCCCAAGCCCGGUCCAUGCCCUGCUCCGGGAAUGGGCUUCCUACCCUGAGAGCACGGUGGGCAUCCUCAUGUCCAAACUGCGGGAGCUGGGGCGUCGGGACGCGGCGGACUUUCUACUGAAGGCGUCCUCUGUGUUCAAGAUCAACCUCGACGGCAAUGGCCAGGAGGCCUAUGACUCAAGCUGCAACAGCGGCACAUCUUAUAAUUCCAUUAGCUCCGUCGUGUCCCGGAAAGACUCCCAUGUGUGGAAUCCCGCUGUAUGACUGAUAAACAGACAACAUGUGAGUGCCUUUGCAGAAGAGGGUGUGUUUGAGACCAUCCAGGUCAGCCAGGAGCUGUCGUGAAGGAGACGCUCCCUCUCUGUCCCUUGCUGUCUGCUGAUCAUCGCCAGAGGUGCUUCACCCUGAGGUUUUUUUUUUUCCCCCAGUAAUUUUUGUGUUUCACUUGGCAAGGAAAGGGGAGGAAGGAAUCCUCUUCUAGAGUCAUUUUACGGCCAGUGUUGUUUUCAUGGAAACACAUGUCUUUGUCGCUCUUGUUUAAACGUCAAUGUGCGCGUCCACGCAGCACCUGCAGACUGUCCCCCUGCCUCAUUCCCACGCAUCUCAGGUAGAAGGUGACACAGCUGUAGGUGAGGAAGGUCUGUGGGAGAACUCAGAACACCCCUGACCCGUGAUGUGUGACAGUCCGUUGUCACUGGUGCACAGAAGGUGAUUUUCACAUUAGGUCCUGGUUCCAUAACUUCAUAUACUUGAAGUCUAAUAAGAUGAAGGAAGCCAGUUUCCUUGCAGUGAUUUUAAAUUGUGAUAGAGUAUUAAGUUGAUAUGAGGGAACGUGUCCUAAUUCUUCUGUCCUGGGAAGCAUGUAAUUUUAAUGUUACAUUACAUGUGUGUAUAUGUGUGUGUAUAUAUAUAUAUAUAUAUAUGCAGUAUGUAUAUACAUAUAUAUGAAUACAGGUAUUUUUACUUAAUCUAUACAAUGUAGUAAAAAGAUGUUGGUUUUUCUUUUCUGUUCUCUUUUUUUCUUUUCCCUUUUUUUAAUAUAAAUAAACUCUUGCUUGUUGCAUUCAA